Messenger RNA from Protomyces lactucae-debilis, 3369 nucleotides. Its product is annotated as alpha-mannosidase-like protein. Gene Ontology annotation, molecular function: alpha-mannosidase activity; carbohydrate binding. Gene Ontology annotation, cellular component: fungal-type vacuole membrane. Bases 82 to 3327 code for a protein of 1081 amino acids. Lineage: Eukaryota; Fungi; Ascomycota; Taphrinomycetes; Taphrinales; Protomycetaceae. Gene Ontology annotation, biological process: oligosaccharide catabolic process; mannose metabolic process. The transcript has 4 exons. The record is from RefSeq and is a predicted model, not a curated record.
CGCCACACGUCCCCCGCAAACGCAACUCGCGAUGUGAUUGAGCCAACGUGCGCCGGCUCUCAUCUUUGCGCAUACUCUACGAUGGGAGGCGCUACUAGACGGGAGUGUCCAAGCUCUUCGCAGCCAUAUGCGCGAUACGGUGGUCGUAUCCGAGGUCCCGAGAUCAGGCACAUCGACACAGACCGUCUUGACCAGUUCCGUUCCACCGGCGAGUUCAGGGACGUCAACUUAAUGUCUAUGAUGGAACACGGGCGCGUUGACGACACCAAAUUUCUAUCGCUUGAAGUGUAUUCUCCGUCAAAUUUAGAGCGCCCGCUCUUCAAGGAUGCUGUCAAGAAUCAAUUCUGUCCAGCCAAGAAGGGGCAGUCUUUUGGUCCAUCCUGGAGCACGCACUGGUUUCGCGUCACAAUCCAUCAGGUGCCAGAAGAGUGGAAGAAGCUUGAAAGGAUCCAGCUAGAAUUCGAUCUGCCAGAAGCGAUGGUCUAUAGCGAGGAUGGGGAGCCCUUACAAGGCCUGACUGGCGGCAGUGAAGCUCGAAGAGUGGAUUUCAUCCUUACUGAUGGAGCAAGAUCGAAGAAGACGGUCUACUACAUUGAGGCAGCGAUGAAUGGGCUCUCAGGUCUGGGACAAGGUAGUUCAAUCCAACCUCCAGACCAGAAUCGAUAUUUUACGCUUGACUCGGCAGAUCUAGUGGCUCCCAACAUGACGGCCGUCCGUUUGUCUUAUGAUUUCUGGAUUCUAAAAGACCUGGCCAGGGAACUACCCCAGAACGGCUUUGAAUCGCAUGAAGCGCUCGCAGCAGCAACUAAAAUCAUGAACACCUUUCAGCGUGGCGAUCAGGCAAGCCUGGACGCAUGCAGAAAGAUUGCAGACAAGGUUCUUGGGCCGCAACGUGAUUCGGCAGCGGUCUACAAGCCCGAUGACAGCGUCUACGUUACUGCUAUUGGCAAUUGUCACAUCGAUACUGCAUGGCUUUGGCCCUUUGCAGAAACACGUCGCAAGAUUGGACGUUCAUGGGCAUCUCAAAUUGACUUGAUGGAACGCUACCCAGAGCAUGUCUUUGCUUGUUCACAGGCACAGCAGUUCAAAUGGAUGCAGCAAGACUACCCAAAGUUGGCCAACAAGAUUGCACGCAAGAUCAAGGAUGGUCAAUUUGAGCCCAUCGGUGGUUCUUGGGUCGAGAUGGAUAGCAACUUACCAUCUGGUGAGUCGCUUGUCCGCCAGUUUCUUUUCGGCCAACGCUUGUAUGAGAAGCAGUGUGGUAGGCGCUGUAAGGUUGCAUGGCUACCAGACAGCUUCGGCUACUCGAGUCAGUUUCCGCAGCUUGCUCGUCUUGCUGGCAUGGAUUACUUCUUCACACAGAAGCUCUCUUGGAACAACAUCAACACCUUUCCCAAUACAACCAUGAACUGGCAAGCCCUUGACGGCACUCAGAUCCUGACGCAUAUGACUCCAAACGAAACUUACACAUCGAAUGCUGAUCUUGGUGACGUUAUCCGAUCACAGAGCCAGCACAAGUCUUUGACUGAAGCCAAAGAUUCAUUGCUGGUCUUUGGAUUUGGCGAUGGCGGCGGUGGGCCACACAAGGACAUGUUUGAGAAGCUACGUCGAUGUCGUGGUGCUGCCAAUACGAAUGCACCUUCUCUGCCCAAAAUCAAGUUCAACACAGUGGAACGCUUCUUCAGUGAUCUUGAGCGUAAUUGUAAUGGUGGCAAGGAUCUUCGAACCUGGGUGGGCGAACUAUACUUUGAGUUUCAUCGUGGCACCUACACAUCACAGGCGUUGACCAAGAAGAACAACCGCAAUGCUGAGCGAAUGCUUCAUGAACUUGAAUGGUUCGGUAGUGCUGCAGCUUUGUGCGUGAAGACGUACACUUAUCCGCGAAAAGCCAUCGAGGCAUUAUGGGAAGAUGUGUUGCUCUGCCAAUUCCACGACGUGCUACCUGGAAGCUGCAUCGAGAUGGUCUACAACGACGUGCACAAAAUGCAUGCAAAGGUGCUUCAGAAAGGAGUUGUACUCAUCGAUGAAGCUCUGUCGGCUUUAGGAGUAAGCAACUCUGUAGCUUCAGACACUGUACAGACUCGUCGCGAUGUCAUCAUCAACAGUCUGCCAUGGGACCGUUCAGCCAUCCUCGAAGUCAGGGGUCAGCUGGAGUUGGUUCAUUCUCGCUCCUCUCUAGGGAGCUUGACUGUCGGCGACAAACUUGGUGAUGUGCGUGUGGAGCAACUAAAUGAUCGCGCUUACAUGCUCGAAAACUCCGACGUCCGUCUACACAUCGAGGAUGGUGCAAUAAGAGUCUUUUAUGAUGUCAAGACAGACAGAAUGCUACAUGGAGACACGAUUUCGAAACCCCUCAACCAGUUUGUACUGUUCGAGGAUCAGCCUCUCAACUGGCAAGCAUGGGAUGUUGAGAUUUAUCACCUCGACAAAGAGCCGCGAGUGUUGAAACCUUACGCCUCAAGAAUUCUGCUCAAAAGCUCACAUCGGGUCACCAUCGAGUUUGAAUACAAAAUCUCGGAAGUGUCUAGCAUGGUCAACACGAUUUCGCUCGAUUCAUCCGCAGUGAAUAAGCCGAAGCAUUGCCAAGUGAAUUUCGAAUGCAAGGUCGAUUGGCAUGAAAACAAGUCAUUCCUCAAGGUCGAGUUUCCAACAAAUCUGCACGCGAACGAGGCGAGAUACGAGACCCAAUUCGGUGUCAACACUCGGCCUACACACCGCAAUACAACCUGGGACGCGGCGAAGUUUGAAGUGUGUUGUCACAAAUUUGCAGACUUGUCUGAGGCACGCUAUGGUCUCGCCAUUCUCAACGAUUCAAAGUACGGGUUUGCCACACUUGGCUCAAAUAUGACUUUGUCCCUUUUGCGCGCACCUAAAGCACCGGAUGCCACGGCAGACAUGGGCAUGCACCAGUUCCGAUAUGCCAUGCUGACUCAUGCGACUAGCUUCGAAGGCAGCGAUGUGACGCGCCUCGCUGCCGAAUUCAAUAAUCCGUUGAGACUGGCGGCUACUGAUCAAACUGACCUUUUGGUGCAACAAAUCGCACUUGUGCCAUUACCCGAUGCUAGGGAGAAUCACACUGACCAUGUCAUUCUCGAUACAAUCAAACUCAGCGAAGACAAUGAUCGCGCUAUUGUCCUGCGCAUCUACGAGGCCAUUGGCGCUGGCGGGCAUGUUCGGAUCUCGGUACCGACGCAAUUUGGUCGCGUGCGCCAUUCCUGUCUCGUGAACCUACUCGAGGACGAGUGCCUCGAUCGUGGUUUGUGCUUCCCUGACGUUAAGAUACGUCCAUUCGAGGUGCUCAGCAUCAAGUUGGUACUUGAUGACUGAGUGAGGCAAAGAACUUGUUCUUGUCACAGUAGCUGCCAGAAG